Aspergillus calidoustus is the source of this 8697-nucleotide messenger RNA. The record is from the annotation of a GenBank genome assembly. NCBI's taxonomy places the organism in Eukaryota, Fungi, Ascomycota, Eurotiomycetes, Eurotiales, Aspergillaceae.
AUGAGGGGAGAAAUCACGCUCGACAGAGCACUUGCGCUCAUAUCGUCUGACAAAAUUAAGGAGCGCGCAGAUGGCUUGGCUGAUUUGAAACAUGUUCUUCAGCAGAAUAAACGGAGCUCUAAACUACAAUCGAUGAGCGACAAGGGUUGCCACCAUAUCUUUGAGUCUUUGUUCCGCCUCGUUUCUGCUGAGAAAUCGCUCUAUAACCGGGCGAGUUCCAAAGGAGCGGCCUCUGCUCGUUUAUCCGCGUGUGCCUCCGUCAUUCGCACGGCUGUUGAUGCUCUACUGUGUAACCUGAGGACGAAAUCAGUGCGCGCCGUUCUUGACCAUAUAACCGAUACUUUGGUCAAUAGGGAAUCUCCUCUCUUCGAGCUUUUGGGCGUUGAUUACACUAAGUGCUUGAGCACCAUCUUACAUUACCCCCCGCAUGUUGAGCAUCUGGGCAUUGAAGAAUGGGAAAAGGCCUUGAACUUCUGCUUGAGCAUCGUCGGUGUCUCAGAUGAUGAAGAAAGCCAACAAAGCAUAUGGAGCCGACAUUCGUCCACCCUGGAUGAUUACCUCGGAGCUAGUGGGGGUCGCUCGACACCGUCUAGGAUGACACCCUCUCUCGCAUUCAGAGAAAAACCCAAGGGACCUACUGGUGCAUUUGAGGAAGCCCUGCAAUGCAUAAAAAUGCUUUCUGGAGUUCCAAAUGCACCUAUUAAAGAUUAUGCCGAAACUAUGCUUCGUGGAUUGACCAGAUAUGUCGCAUCCUCCCCAGUCGGUGGAAGCGGUCACCAAGCAGCUUUUGCUAGUAUCAACACAGUGGUGAUGAGAGUAAUCUUUGACAGCUCAGAGCUCGUUCGAGAGACGUUAAUGGAACUAGUCCCAGUGAUCCGACAGCACUGGGCUACUAAGCUCGUGGGGCUGAAGGAUGAAUUACUCGCCACAAGUAUAUUUGUCGUGUCUAUUCUCACUGACGCAAUCCGCAAGUCGCCCUCAGCAUCCUUGAUGCUUGCCGUGGAGGGGCUUGCCAACACCCUACAGUCUGAGUACACUAGACGCGCCGAGAAAGAGAUCCUCCAGGUGGACGACUUAAUCUUUUCCUCUAAAACCUCACCAGAGUCCGGACGGUUCCAUCUGUGGCCACGGCUGGAGAGUACCCGAUCUGAGCAUAAUUGGACAGUAAUAUGGGCAAUGGCCCGGCUACUGGAGUUGUCAGAGGAACUUGCUGCGCGAUUAUCGCCUUCGCCUGCUGAAGGCGAGGCCCCCAAUAAAAAACAACGGCUUGCGUCGAAGAUAGAUGAUGUGUUUCGUGAUUCAACGGGGUCAUUUGGUAUUCGCAGAGUCUGCGCCCUGCAGUUAACUCCAUUUCUUUUCCAACAUUAUGCGCAAGUCGAGCCCAAGAUGUCCUUAUUGGAGCGACUCAUUCCACAUAUACUUGACGAUAACCCGACAAUAGCGUCCUGGACAAUGAUCGCACUUGCAAGCAUCGCUGCUAGUCCUAGGGCGAAUGUACCGUCUCUCACGAAAUACUGGCAGCAAGUGUGGGACCUCACGUCUCGUGCGUCUACCUCUCAAUUCACGUCAAGAGCAGCUUGCAAUUUGCAGAACAGUAUCCUCGAGUUCGGCCUGUUGGACUACUCUGAAGUCUCGGAGACAAUCAAUUCGAUGCUCACAUUCGUCAACCUGAACGGCCCUUCAGCGCUGUCCGAUUCUUCUCUAGAGCUUUGGGCGAGAGUAAUUAGAAUGACGGCCCAAAUAAACCCAGGCUCUGUCUCUAAAGCAUCUAGUCAAAUCUGUGCUUGGUUAAGAGAGGCAUGGAUCGUUGGGACAGCAACUGAUCGAAUACAAACGUCACAAGUUGCUACGUUCGCUCGUCCUCUGGAGUUGUUGAACGUGAUGUUGGCUUGUACUAAUAGGCCUUUUCACCUGCCUCGGACUUCUUUCACAGGGCCAACUGGUCUCAUUGCGAGAGUGUGGCAUUUUUAUCAUAGCAACAAGAAAGUAUUGGCCUAUCUUUUUGACCUUCAGAAUCUGCCGGACUUCUAUGACAUUUGGGAAUCGCAAAAUUCGGUUUCUAUCGAUGAAUCAACACACCUUGAUCCGAAUGACCUAGGAAUCCUCGACUUGUUGCAAGCGAAAUCGGAGCAUUUUCUCCAUUCCUGGCAAUCCUUGACUGAGGAUAAGUCACGCCAUGUUACACCAGAUAUUGUGCAGAUUUUGACUUCUUUUUGUAUAACCACGGCCAUCUAUAUAUCCUGCUUACCAGAGCAACCGGAAACUCGACUGCAGACCUUGCACUCGAAUAGCCAUAGUUUGUGGGAGAGUAUUUGCUCAUUUCUGGUCUCACGCGAGCCAAUGUUCAUGCUCGCCUGCGUGACACUGUUGCCCCCUUUUUUAUCACCUGAAUCAUGCCUCUCUGCUGCACCAUCCGCGAUUCAUGAGGCGAUAUAUGGUCUUGUUGUCCCAUUGAGCCGGGUCCUCGAGAGUCGCAGACAGCUCCAAAGAGAAACACUUUCUGCCGCCAAUGUGGAGAUUAUGGACCUUGACGAUCCGCUACUUGCGCCCAGUGACCAAGACGAAGAGUUGUCUACCAUCGCAUAUGCAAAUAGAAGUGGUUCACCCUUAUUUCAAGAUCUUCCCAGCUUCCAGCGGUAUAUGACCGUUCUUCUCUCGAUUUUUCGAAAAGCACAUGUUCAGCUGUAUGCCCCUCAAGAACAGGACGAUACGAAACUCUACGAUUACUUGGUCAGCCUUGACGAAGUUGAUAUACUGGCAGCGCGCAAUCUUCUUCCUCACGUGUACCAAUAUUGUGCUGGAAUGGACCAAGAUUCUUUACUCGGUAUACUUGAAGAUCUAGGCGAAAAAUGUCUUCAAACAUACGAGUUAGAGCGCUGUGAGGCUUCACACCUCAUUUGUAUCAACAUGAUGAGCAGCUUUAGCAAGUCAUGGGUCAACGGGGAUAGCGUUACCUUCAGCGACUCGGCCUCUGACAUUUACGCCUGGUUCACCGGUGUAUUCUUACGAAAAGGAAGAGCAUCUCCAUCAGUACUAGUCGCUUUUGCCGAACUUUUAGGAACUAUCUUGAGCGUAAACCCUUUUUAUUCGAGCGGACAGUCUAGCCCGUCUCCCAGGACAACGCUAUUCAAGAUCAUUAAAGACGGUGACGUAUUAGUCAAGUUCAACGCAGGUAGCUUGAUACCGCAGCUAUUUGAACAAUUCCUCCUCAAGGAUCAUGAUGCCAUAUUCGAGGAUGUUCUCGAAAACCUUCCUGCAGACCCUGAGUGGGAAGAAGGGAUUGCUGUUCGUCUAUUCCUGUUGGCUCAGCUUGCUUCUAGAUGGCACACAUUGCUCCGAAGAAGUAUCUAUUAUAUCUUUGAGACUUCUGCUCAGGUGCGCCAUUCUUUAUGGUAUGCCGAAAAAUGCCUACAAUCUGUUUCGGAAUCUCUCGGCCUCCAGGAUGCAAAGGAGAUCUUUCAGCUUUUUUCCUCUCAGAUUCUAUACACCUGGACUGAAGCCGAGUCGGUGAUGUCUAUGCCCUUUAGUAUAUUCGGGUAUGGUAGUCUCAUGGACAUGCUCAGCGACGCGCAGGAUGAGAUUGUUGGCCAAAUCAUGAUGCGUGCUAGCGAGAAGGAUGCUACCGAACUCGCAACCUUCAUGAACCGACCUUUCGUUGAGCUCCUGACAGCAUCCUUCUACAAAGCGGAGGCUUACACAAUAGCUCGCGAUAUAAGCACCCCUCCUGGGCAAGGAAGCCAGCCGAAAGGUGUGGAAUACCGACUAAAGAAAAUCCUCGGGACAGACAAGCUCAUUGAUCUAAUCGAGGCUCAGUUUCCUCAAAUAGUGGCCACCUUCUUCUCAGCGCUUGAUUUCUACGAACAAGUGGAAAAGGCCUUUACUAGGAGAGAAAGCUUCAAGAAGGCUUUGGAUACUUACAAACGCAUAACUGACAAGGGUCUUUCCAAGGUUGUCUUGCCGGCAAACCAACAGCCGUCAUUCAGAGCGCGAUAUCUUCUCGAUGAGCUCGAGUUUCUGUGCAAGCGAAGUGGAUACGAGCUUGAAGCUAUAUGGACCCCUGCCUUAGCAUCCUAUGUUUGCAGAACCCUUCUCGAAUCAAUCCAUCCCGCCCUCGGCUCUCUACAUGCCUGUUCGGUGAUACGAAAACUCAAGAUUCUGGUAUGUGUGGCUGGACCCGUCAUGCUGAGUGACUAUCCAUAUGAGAUGAUGAUUACUGCCCUUCAACCGUUUUUGGUGGAUAUCUUCUGCUCCGAAGAUGCACUGGCCAUAUUUUGGUACUUACUAGAAACCGGAAAGACGUAUCUGGUCGAGCACCCGGGUUUAAUGGCCGGCCUUGCCGUCUCAACGCUGCUCUCUUUGAGAAGGUUUCUCGCGGCCCCUCCAGUACACUUGCGACAGGAUAGCCAGUUACAAACUGUCGUGGAAAGCCUGCAGAGAUUCACCCAAUGGUUUGAAGAUUAUCUCGACACCUAUGAGUCACCCGUUCUGAACGAUGAAGCGGCCGAAUCUUUCCAGCGGCUAAUAGAACCUCUACCAGCCGUGGGUGAACAGGAAACUGAUACAGUCGGUGUCAGUGAGAGCGCCCUGCUGCUUGAAGUUCUCAAGGACCGCAAUUCUAAGGACAGCCUUCUUCGCAAACCGAUUUCUGACCGUGUGAUUUCCCUGCUUUGCGCUACGCCCGAGGGAGAGACCAAAUAUCAGCUUAAACCCAUCAAGCAAGAUGGGGACGCUGUCUCAAACGCUAUCACUGUGUGCCAGACCCUUCAGGAAUUCAAUCCUGGCCCGGAGUACCGAUCCUGGGCUGCUAGAGUCAUUGGACGGGCAUUUGCUACUACUGGUAAAAUAGACGACACCCUAUUGAGGGAACAGGAUCUCGUUCUUUUUCACACCUAUUCGCCUCAGUCGGGUAUUGACAUUUACUGUCAAUCCAAGGCAAAUAUCCUCCGUAUACUCUGCGACAUGCUGCAGAGUAGUAGCCAGACUGGCUCGCUGGAACGCACUCUGCAGUUGAUUGUCAGUAAUCUGGACAGCUUUCCAGACUUUCAGAGCUCCGUAGAGGAGGUCCCUCAUCCGCUCAUGAAAGCUCUCACUUGGACGCCAUACCAAUGCCCUGGAAUAUCGCUGACCGCUUCGGAGGUUAAGAAGCGGGAUGCCGUGCAAGGGUACGAUCUGGAACUGUCACCAUCAUACUGGGCGCGGAACGUCGGGUUCUUUCUUUCAAACGCUGCAGCAGAAGACCCAGUUGUUGGGCCAUUGGGUAGUAUCUUAUAUCUCAUCCCGGAUCUGGCUACUCAGCUAUUACCCUAUUUGCUGCAUGAUUCUCUACUGGCAGAUCUCCGAGGCGACAUCGACGUACGUGAGACCAUCUCUAAAAUCUUUAACAAAGCCUUGCAGAAUGUGGAGAACGACACUAUUCCCCACGCGCGCCUAGUUAUCAACUGUAUUCUCUACCUUCGCAACCAGCCAAGGCCAAAUGAGCCUACCAUAGUGGACCGAGAUGACUGGCUGGAUAUUGAUUACGCGGAAGCGUCUUCAGCAGCUAGUAUAUGCCGAAUGCCGAAGACGGCCCUGCUUUUCCUCGAAAUUCAUGCAGCUCGCACAACAUCGAACUCCCGCCGGUCUUCUGUCGUCAAAUAUGAAGCCCCACCAGGCCUGCUACAUAACAUCUUCAAGAACAUAGACGACCCAGAUUUCUUCUAUGGGAUCCAGCAGACUUCCUCACUUGAGUCUGUUAUGGAGACCCUUGAGCACGAGAGCUCUGGUUUCAAGAACCUCUUAUUCCAGAGCGCGCAGUAUGAUAGCCAGGUCCAGAUGACGGGUUCCGGCAACACCUAUGGUGUCUUGAAGGCAUUGAACUCGACCAAUCUCCAGGGAAUCGCCAACUCUAUGCUUGGCGCGCUCAAAAGCUCAAGUGAGAAUUCGGUUCCAUUUGGCAGCAUGCUGCAGGCUGCUACGAAUUUGCGCCAAUGGGACAUACCUAUCUCGCCAUUGAAUAAAUCACCGUCAGCGACGAUGUUUAGGGUCUUCCAGAGUCUCCAUACGUCUGCCUGGUUAGUAGACGUCUCUGCGUGUAUCAACGAAACCUUGACGAGUAGCUUGGCCUCCUUGAACAGCGACCGCCGCUCAGCGAUGUCUUUGAGAAGUGCGAUGAGGAAUCUCGGCAUCUUGACAGAGAUUGAGGACGUCUUACAAGCAAACUCAAUCGAAGAGGUCUCCCAGCAGUGGCAGAAUAUUGCAGCUAGGACCUCCUGGCUACAAACAACAGAUGUCCAUGAAGUUAGCGAGAUAUUGAACGCCCAUGAGACGCUUUUCUCAUCAAUCAAGCAGAAGGACUAUCUCAAGUCCUCGUUCAACCUAAGCGACUAUGACGCACAACUUCUCGAGGUGAAAGUUAUCCGGCAGUCUCUAGAUAUUGCUAGAAACCAUGGCAUUGCGCAGGCAUCAUUGAAGUCUGCUGUCUACCUGUCAAAACUGUCAGACCAAUGCGUCUCUCUAGGGCUUAAUGUUGAAGGCGUAGCCAAGUUCGAUCUAGCUAAUGUGUUAUGGGAUCAGGGUGAAAUGGCAGCUUCCAUCCAGAUCCUUCAGCAACUACGAGACCGCAAUGACCUACCUAAACAAGCGAUUCCCAUCAGUCGAGCGGAGCUGCUUGUAACCUUGGGCCAUCACAUAGCGGAGGCACGCUUGGAGAAGCCGGAAGCGAUUAUCCAAAAUUACCUGACACCGGCAGUCAAAGAGCUAAAGGGCCGCUCGGAAGCAGAAGAAGCAGGGCGGGUCUAUCACGGUUUCGCAAUGUUCUGCGACCAGCAAUUGCAGAAUCCGGAUGGACUGGAGGACUUUUCACGAGUUGAACAACUCCGUAACCGCAAGGAGAAAGAGGUGCUAGCUCUGGACGAGAUGCUCAAGUCCGCAGAAGGUAAAGAAAGAGACAACCUCAAGUUCCACCGAUCUAAGACGAAGCAAUGGUUCGACCUCGAUGACCGUGAGUACCAGCGUCUCAAGCGCAGCCGUGAAGCCUUCCUUCAGCAAUGUCUCGAGAACUACCUCAUUUGCUUGAAGGAAAGCGAAAAAUACAACAACGAUGUUCUUCGUUUCUGUGCGCUAUGGCUUGCUCAAUCACAUAGUGAAAUCGCCAACAAGGCAGUCUCGAAAUAUCUUUCGGAUGUCCCAAGCCGAAAGUUUGCUCCUCUGAUGAACCAGCUAACGUCUCGUCUGCUGGAUGUCGCAGAUAACUUCCAGGGUAUGCUCUCUGCAUUGAUCUACCGGAUAUGCUGUGAACACCCAUUCCACGGAAUGUACCAAAUCUUUGCAAGCAGCAAGUCAAGAGGAGGAAAAGACCAGUCUGCCCUCUCGCGUAAUCGAGCUGCUACGAAGUUGGCGGAGACGCUCAGAAGCGACAAGCAUAUUGGGCAAUUGUGGGUGGCAGUCCACAAUACAAACAUCAACUAUGUGCGAUUCGCCGUCGAGAGGCUAGACGACAAGAUGAAGCACGGGGCGAAGGUUGCGCUGAAGAAGUUGCCCACUGGUGCACGGCUCGAACAAGAUGCCGCGAACCAAAGGCUUCCGCCACCGACUAUGAAGAUUGAGAUCCGUGUCGACUGCGACUAUAGCGAUGUUCCAAAGCUAACCAAGUAUUAUCCUGAGUUUACCAUCGCGUCUGGUGUGAGCGCACCCAAAAUUGUCACAGCUCUGGCCAGUAACGGUGAACGGUAUAAGCAACUUUUCAAAGGAGGGAAUGACGACCUGCGGCAAGAUGCUAUCAUGGAACAAGUCUUUGAACAAGUUAGCAGCCUUCUCAAGGACCAUCGGGCUACCAGGCAGCGAAACCUCGGUAUCAGAGCCUACAAAGUGCUUCCCUUGACUUCGAAUGCCGGAAUCAUCGAGUUUGUGCCCCAUACGAUACCGCUUAAUGAAUACUUGAUGCCCGCGCAUCAACGAUACAACCCGAAGGACAUGAAACCAAACGCCUGCCGCAAAUACAUCGCUGAUGUCCAAACACGAUCUUUCGAGCAACGAGUGAGGGCAUACCGCCAGGUGACCGAGCAUUUCCGUCCAGUCUUGCGAUACUUUUUCAUGGAAAAGUUCAACAACCCAGACGACUGGUUCAGAAGGAGGCUAUCGUACACGCAAAGCACCGCCGCAAUCUCGAUGCUAGGACACGUCCUGGGACUUGGAGAUCGCCACGGUCACAAUAUUCUCCUCGACGAACGGACUGGCGAAGUAGUCCACAUUGACCUGGGUGUAGCUUUUGAGCAGGGUCGUGUCCUGCCCGUUCCCGAAGUCGUCCCUUUCCGCCUGACGCGCGAUCUAGUCGAUGGCAUGGGUAUCACUAAAACCGAGGGCGUCUUCCGACGCUGCUGCGAAUUCACUCUUGAAGCCCUUCGGCAGGAAUCGUAUAGCAUCAUGACGAUUCUCGAUGUGCUCCGGUAUGAUCCUUUGUACAGCUGGACGGUGUCACCGCUGCGAAUGAAGAAAAUGCAAGAGCAGGAUGCGGGCGAUGGGCCGCCUGUGCUGCCUGGAUCUACUGUGGAGAACAGAUCUACGAACGAGCCCAGUGAAGCUGAUCGGGCUUUGACUGUGGUUGCGAAGAAGUUGAGUAAGACGCUGAGUGUAACGGCCACUGUGAACGAGUUGAUUCAGCAAGCGACGGAUGAGAAGAACCUUGCUGUUUUGUAUUGCGGCUGGGCCGCAUACGCUUGA